AUGGCCACUUCUGGAAAAGUUAUCAGAUGCGGAGCUGCUGUUGCCUGGGCCGUGGGCAAACCACCCUCUGUUGAGGAGAUGGAGGUUGCACCUCCAAAGGCGGGUGAAGUCCAUGUCAAGAUUGUGGCCACUGGCAUCUGUUGCACAGAUGAACACCUUUUGGAAGGUUGCCUUCCCAAUGCAGAUUUCCCAGUUAUCCCAGGCCAUGAAGGAGCUGGGAUUGUGAAAAGUGUUGGAGAAGGGGUGACCUCUGUGAAACCAGGUGACAAAGUCAUCCCCCUUUGCCUUCCACAGUGCGGGGAAUGCAGCUUCUGCCUGAAUCCCGAAUCCAACUACUGCCUGGAGAACUGUGUCUCUGAACCACAAAACCUGCUGCCUGACAAGACCAGCCAGUUCACUUGCAAAGGGAAACGGAUCCACCACUUCCUGUGGGUCAGCACCUUUGCAGAAUACACUGUGAUCCCGGAGUAUGCCGUUGCCAAGAUAGAUGCUGCUGCACCUCUGGACAAAGUCUGCUUGCUCGGCUGUGGGUUUUCCACAUGCUAUGGGACUGCCAUCAACACCACCAAGGUUGGUAUUCAAGCGUAAAAACAGGCUCCCACCUGCACCGUCUUUGGCAUCGGAGGAGUUGGCCUCUCUUUUGUCAUGGGCUGCAAGGCGGCUGGAGCCUCCUGCAUCAUUGCUGUUGAUAUCAACAAGGACAAGUUUGCCAGGGCCAAGGAGCUGGGAGCCACCAACAGCAUCAGUCCUCGGGACUUCAAGAAGCCCAUUGAGGAGGUGCUCACUGAGAUGACUGGCUAUGGCGUGGACUACUCCUUUGAGGUCAUCGGGCAUGCAGAUACCAUGACUGCUGCCCUGGCUUCCUGCAAUAUGAACCCUGGCAUCUGCGUGAUGGUUGGGGUACCAGCUUCUGGUUCAGCGAUUUCCGUUGAUCCUAUGCUUCUGCUGUCUGGGCAUACAUGGAAGGGGACUCUGGUCGGAGGUUGGAAGAUGAGACAUUUUAUCCCCAAAUUAGUUUCCAGCUAUUUGGAGAAGAAAUUCAACUCAGACUUGCUGAUCACACACACGCUACUGAUUGCUAAAGUGAACAAGGGAUUUGAGUUGUUAUGUGCAGGAAAAAGUAUUCGCAGCGUCCUGCUCUUUUGA
Molecule: messenger RNA, 1146 nt
Organism: Aptenodytes forsteri (emperor penguin)
Lineage: Eukaryota; Metazoa; Chordata; Aves; Sphenisciformes; Spheniscidae
Product: alcohol dehydrogenase 1-like
Exons: 9
Biological process (GO): retinol metabolic process; retinoic acid metabolic process
Cellular component (GO): cytosol
Molecular function (GO): zinc ion binding; all-trans-retinol dehydrogenase (NAD+) activity
Source: RefSeq, a predicted model, not a curated record